Clarias gariepinus (North African catfish) is the source of this 1154-nucleotide messenger RNA. It is a transcript of the gene elovl8b, whose product is annotated as ELOVL fatty acid elongase 8b. The transcript is spliced from 8 exons. Bases 239 to 1033 code for a protein of 264 amino acids. Gene Ontology annotation, molecular function: fatty acid elongase activity. NCBI's taxonomy places the organism in Eukaryota, Metazoa, Chordata, Actinopteri, Siluriformes, Clariidae. Gene Ontology annotation, cellular component: endoplasmic reticulum membrane. The record is from RefSeq and is a predicted model, not a curated record. Gene Ontology annotation, biological process: fatty acid elongation, polyunsaturated fatty acid; fatty acid elongation, saturated fatty acid; sphingolipid biosynthetic process.
AUUUCCACAUGUGCUGGGAUAGUUCAACACUUCACUGAGAACCGGUUUCUCCUGUUUGAACUUUUGUUGGUAUGCAGCUAGAAGACGGAGGUGUGAUCAGCUUCAUAAAAGGCAGAGCUUCAGUGUAGCAGUGAUCCAGCGUCUGCUCAGCUCGAGUCAGAGCUCAUUUGGAUUUUAUUAGCUGGCUAGGUGUCUGAAUCUAAAGAGAAAAGCACUACAAACAGGUUGAGGCUGUGGAAUGGCUUCGGCGUGGCAGAGAGUCGAGUCGCUGCAUCAGUGGAUUGUGGAGAAUGGAGAUAAAAGAACCGACCCAUGGCUGCUCGUUUACUCCCCCGUCCCCGUCUCCUGUAUUUUCCUCUGCUACCUCGGCAUCAUCUGGCUCGGACCGAGACUCAUGCGGAACAGGGAACCGGUCGAACUCAAACUUGUGCUUAUCGUUUAUAACUUUGCUAUGGUUUGUCUGUCAGUCUACAUGUUCCACGAGUUUUUAGUGACGUCUUGGCUGUCAAACUACAGCUACCUGUGUCAGCCUGUCGACUACAGCGACAGCCCUUUGGCUUUGAGGAUGGCCAGGGUGUGCUGGUGGUUCUUCUUCUCCAAAGUCAUUGAGCUCAGCGAUACCGUGUUUUUUAUCUUGCGUAAGAAAAACAAUCAGCUAACGUUCCUGCACGUCUACCAUCACGGCACCAUGAUCUUCAACUGGUGGGCCGGAGUCAAGUACGUCGCCGGCGGUCAGGCUUUCUUCAUUGGCCUCCUUAACACUUUCGUACACAUCAUCAUGUAUUCGUACUACGGCCUGGCAGCUUUCGGACCACACAUGCAGAAAUACCUGUGGUGGAAACGUUACCUUACCUCCCUGCAACUGCUGCAGUUUGUCCUCCUCACCACACACACCGGCUACAACCUGUUCACCGAGUGUGACUUUCCCGACUCCAUGAACUCGGUGGUGUUCGCCUACUGCGUCAGCCUCAUCCUGCUCUUCAGCAACUUCUACUACCAGAGCUACAUGAGCAGCAAGAGCAAGCGCUCCUGAUGCAGACUCCGCCCCUUUUCCUGCCCUGCACACCACACACACCAUGCAGAAUCGUGCCUUAAAUCAUUAGUAGUAAUACCUCCUCCGUGCACUUUUCAUAAUAAAGCUUUUCUAUAUAUUU